Molecule: messenger RNA, 485 nt
Organism: Aegilops tauschii subsp. strangulata
Lineage: Eukaryota; Viridiplantae; Streptophyta; Magnoliopsida; Poales; Poaceae
Source: RefSeq, a predicted model, not a curated record
CCACCUUUCCCCUCCUUCCUCCCUGUCCCUGCCUCCCCUACCCAACCCUAGUGUAGGUGGCGGCUGUUCUUGGACAUGAAAGAAGCAGAUGAUGAAGAUAAGAACAGGGAUAAGGGGAAGCAAACUCACCAGGCAAUCUUGGAGCAGUAUGGAAAUUUCCUGAUGGGCACGCAGGUGCCGGGUGAAACUAUGGCACAAGGAACUCCAAUCAGUCGUGGACCAGUCCCAGUUGAUCCAGUAACAUCGGUUCAUCAGCCAUACGUUGGUGCCCAAUAUGUGCAGCAGCAACAAGCUGGGACGCGACUGGCAUUUCAAACAUCUUCAAGUCCAUUUGCAACGCGUGUACGUGCUUUCAUGAAAAAAAAUGAUAGCUUGUGCCCUCUUCAAGUCAUGUGCUUUUCAUGAAAAAACUUGUUCUUCUGCUAUGUUGCAGACACUUAUAACUCUGAAGAACAUAAAAAGAGAAAAGAAAGUAACUUAUACUA